AUGCUGCCUCAGAAUCACAAUGCAAGACGGAAUCAACCUGGACUGGAUCCUCCUCCCAACGGGCCCAAUGAAUCUCAUAUUCCCUCUUUUAGGCCCCCAUUCAACACAGCGGAAGGUCUCGCAGGAUCUGACCUUUUGAGACUUCAUCGAAAACACUCAAAGCAAUGGACUGAUAAAUUUCGCAAGGCCAUCGGAGUAAAGGGGAGAAAUGACCAUGGCUCGCAAGGUUCCACUCCUCUUGACUGGUCUCUAAGCGAAGGGCUGAGAUCCUUGAACUUGAACAAGGGGAAGAAUCCCGCCGUUGGUGUUUCGAGCAACGGUGCUACGGUGCUACGGAAAACAAAAAGGCCCCCAGCGACAAAGGGUUUCAUGAGAAAGAUACGAUCAAACGAUGCCAAGAUUUCACCAAGCUCCACUGCUGUGGUUUCAGACUCCUCUCUGCAGCAGCAUCAGUCGUUUCAAGAACUCACCAGUGUUACCGAAUCGGACGAUUCGAGCGAACAGGAUGAUAUAUGGUCAUCUACUCACAGCAGUAGACUGGCAAGCCCAGACGAUAAUCUGACGGGGAAGACAUCAAUCGACUCUCGUGUUUCUGGCUCACCCUCAGCAAAAGGAAGUCCAAGGAGGAAAUUGAGUCGUCAGAGUCGCUGGACCAGAUCCAGCCCAGAAGGCGCAGGGCUGGGGACCAUCGAAGAAACGGCGACGGACAAACCGAAGCCAACCAUUCUGACAGUGGAAAAAGCUGCUGCUGCCAAGAUAUAUCUCGAGACUCACUUUAACGAGCUCUGCGGUGAAUCCCAGCGCCGCUUGAUCAGAUAUCAGGAAUUUGCAGAGCGGCAAUUCAAAGAAGGUCUUGUUUAUGGCCCGAAUCACGUCUCUGGAAACAGUGCCGUUGAUUACAGCUCCUUCUACUACUCGGAGAGCUGUCGCCUGAGGGACAUACGAGCGCUGAAAUCCAAAUGCACGCUCCAGGCCAAACAACAAAACGUAAGCCCUUUUGUGUCCAAGUAUGAGCCGCUCAAGGUAUUGGGCAAAGGCAGUUUUGGAGUUGUCAGGCUGGUACGCGAGAAAUCAGCUUCGCCGUAUAAUUUCUCAAACCAAGUCUAUGCGAUGAAGGUCAUACGAAAGUCCGAUAUGCUUCGAAGCAGCCAAGAGGGCCAUCUCCGCGCCGAGAGAGAUUUUCUCGUUUCUUAUGAAGGAUCCACCUGGGUGGUCCCGCUGAUUGCAAGUUUCGAAGACAUGUCAAAUCUCUAUCUUGUGAUGGAGUACAUGCCAGGCGGCGACUUUCUGGGGCUGCUGAUUCGAGAGAACAUACUGCACGAGGCUGUAGCGUGCUUUUACAUUGCUGAGAUGAUUCUGGCCGUUGAAGAAACCCAUCGCCUUGGGUUUAUCCACCGCGAUAUCAAGCCUGACAACUUUCUCAUCUCCAGCUCGGGGCAUCUUAAAAUCUCCGACUUUGGGCUUGCGUUUGAUGGUAAGUGGCCUCAUGACGCGUCAUAUUACAAUUACCAUCGAUACGCACUGCUUCGGAAACUCAACCUUGAUGCUCAAGGCGAUGAAAAAGACCAAGAAGACUGCAAAAGCGUUCAAUCGCAGGUCGAGAAGGCUCAAGUCCUGGCCGCUGAAUUCGGGCGACAUGACGAACGCAACCUAGGAAGUGAUCCCGAUCUCGCUGCUAUUCUGGGAUGGAGAAACACGCGCAGCAACCGUACGAGAGCCAACUCUGUCGUUGGCACAAGUCAAUACAUGGCUCCCGAGAGCAUCGGCAUCAUUCUGUACGAGUGUCUCUAUGGACACACUCCUUUUCUUUCGGACGAAGGUAGAAAGCCGACAAAGCAAAAUAUCUUGGACAAGGAAGUACGGCUCUGUUCCAAACGAUACCAGAUGAUUGAUCAGCACCAACCAGGAGCGGCGGUAUCAACCGACAUGUAUGGUAGAUACAUUUUCCCCGACGACGGCGAGGAUAUCAAGGCGCAUCGAUUCUUCAAAAGCGUGCCGUGGGAUACCCUUCAAAACACAGCGCCACCCUUCGUCCCGCACAUUGACAGCCUCGAAGACACUCACUAUUUUGAUGAAUCAGAGCCUCUUGAUGAUCGAAUUGAGUCGGUGGCCGAAAAGCCUGGGCUAACGGAUGACGAGGUUCGGUGGAUUUUGCGAGAGUUUAGACCGAGCAUACAAAACGUGGCGAUUCGGAUGAUUCACGCCCCAUAUGAUUCAGGGGCUCUCCGCAGCAGGGACUUGGAGAUUGACUCGGUGAGUACGUUUCUAGAUGAAGAAAAGGAGCUUUUGAAGAGAUUUAUGAGGGAGUACGGGCGGAGAGUACCCAAGCGGCCACGAGAUAUUAUUCUACGAGAUGAUAACAUGAAGGGGGCUGCCAUGGAGGUAAGAAAGCAGAGCGCCUUUAUGGGUUACGAAUGGCAUAGCGUGAGGAGGAAGGCAUUUUGA
This is a messenger RNA of Trichoderma aggressivum f. europaeum, 2445 nucleotides long. RefSeq lists its product as uncharacterized. Gene Ontology annotation, biological process: intracellular signal transduction; peptidyl-serine phosphorylation. The record is from RefSeq and is a predicted model, not a curated record. NCBI's taxonomy places the organism in Eukaryota, Fungi, Ascomycota, Sordariomycetes, Hypocreales, Hypocreaceae. The transcript has 5 exons. Gene Ontology annotation, molecular function: ATP binding; protein serine/threonine kinase activity. Bases 1 to 2445 code for a protein of 814 amino acids.